GUCACAGUGCAACAGUGCUAACUUGGCUUUAGUCUGAACACAGGUAUCAAACCGUGGAUCAAAACUGAAUCUUCUUUUGGCCUAAGGGGUACAGCAUGUGUGAAAUGCUUGACGAUAUCUUCACGAAGAACUUUAUCAAACUGGCCAUGGAUGAUGCCUUGGUCCCACCACAGUCUCAACUCAAAGUCCAAGGGCAGAGUCGGCUGAACCGGUCAGCCUCCUUCUUCUCUCCCCCCUCCCCUCCUGCCUCCUCGAGCCACAGCACGAGCACUGAGCAUGUCAACAGUAACGACAACGGCAGCCCUUUGUGGUCAUCCAACAUCUGGAGCCAGGGCCCUGUGUCCAAACCGAAACAGCUUCCCUUCAGGCCCGACCGCUCCAUGAGCCUGACCGAGUCCAGCAGCAGCCUGCUCUCCUCCUUUGGACAGCUGAAAAACCUGGAGGCUUUUCCCUCAGGCCCUUCGACUACCGUGGCUCCGCCGCCGGGCUUCCCUCCCUCGUCUAUCCUCCCAGCCCAGGUUCAACCAAUGGUGUCCCCUAAUCGUUACAAGACUGAGCUGUGCCGUGGCUUCCAGGAGACUGGCAGCUGCAAGUACGGCAGUAAGUGUCAGUUUGCCCAUGGCGAGGCAGAGCUGAGAGGACUGUACCGCCACCCCAAGUACAAGACAGAGCCCUGCAGAACCUUCUACAACUUUGGCUACUGCCCUUACGGUUCACGCUGUCACUUCAUCCAUGAGGACAAAAUCAGCGGAGGUCCGUUACCAUCUGCCAAAUUCCACAAUCAGCAGCAACCUCCCACAGCAACUCGCCACCAGCUCCGCCAGAGUGUCAGCUUUGCCGGGUUCCUAAGCUCUUCACGCAGCUCACCUCCUCCAUCAUUCUCUUCAACCUUGAAUGGUCCGAACAUGGGGUUCAGCCGUGCUCCCUCUGUUUCUCCACCUCCUGCCGAUCUCCUCUCCCCAGUGUUUAGUGACUCCCUGCAGCAGGAGGCAGCAGCAUUCCAGUUCGGCAACCAUCAGACCCGUGCCAGCACUGGAGACAUCCACAACAUUCCUCUCAUCCUGGAGCCAAAGGCCUCACGCUGUGUGUGUGGCCAUGGAAAUAACUUUAACAGCAACAACAGCAGAGCCUUCGCCAGCGUGGAGGACGGGCAUCACCAGGACAGCAAGCUGUUUCCUGGUUCUGGAGGCCACGGAGGAUUCGUGAAGCCUGCUGGACUCCAGCGUUUCUCCUCUGAGGACUCCCUGGAGGACAGCUACAGCAGCAGCAGCGGAGGCUCCAGUGGAACUGAGUCUCCAACGUUCGAUGGAUCGGCCACCAAGAGGCUCACUGUGUUUGAACGCCUGUCCCUGUCUGACUAAAUGGGAUCCAAAAGAGGAAGAAAAGAAGAGAACUGACACCUUGUUAACUGUGUCUGUUAAUCUGGACUUUCUUCAGAACUAGAACUGAUCAGGACAAGUCCACGUUUGAUAAAUAACACUUAAAGUUCUUAAUUUAUGUUUGUAAAAAUGGAUAAACUACACAUGCUGAGAUGAUUUUAGUACCCAAAUGUUAUCAGACUCUAUUUUUAUACUUUAAAAUAUUGUGUAGCUUAUUAGACCUUUGUAUGUGGUCUUCCAUAAAAAUGAACUCCACUGCAGGUCUUGAAAGUACUAGUCAAUAGUCUGGUUUGUACUUAUCAUAAAUCUGUUGUGAUCAAAAUUGCUUAUCUGUAUUGAUAAUCAUUAAUUCCUAUGCCUUAAAGAUUCUCCCUGCCUCAUAGGCUUUUUACUCUCGGUGCCACAAACAGUAUGUUUGAUUCAGUAGCCUUAUUCAGUGAGACCUGACAUGUGUCACUGAUGCCAAUUUAUCUGUGAUAUGCACUUUACAGCUAAUUCAAACGGGAAAAACUUUCAAGUCUCCCAGUAGCAUUCAACCAAAGCUUCAUACUAUCUCCUCUGUGUGUGUGUGUGUGUGUGUGUGUGUGUGUGUGUAUGGCUGUGUGUGUCUGUAUAUAUGCAUGUGAGGGUGUAUGUGUCAUUUUUCUAAGACCUGGGGUGCAAGCAUGUGUAAGUUGCAGAAUGCUGAAAGAUCAAAGUGUGCUAAUAGAAACCUGUAUGUCAGUGAGUCUAGAUCUGAAUGUCUAAAUCCUGACACACUUUAUAAGAUUUAGUUCUGUAAAACAUUUUGUUAUCUUUGCUUGUUUGUAUAUUGCACCCCAUCUUUUAUUGUCCCCUGUUUGUUUGACAGCCUGGUUCAGGGACUUUAACACCGCAGUAUUCCUUUCGGUUAUUGGUUGCCUUGUGUUGUUUAACUUAAACUAAUAUAUUUAUUAUAUAUUUAUUUGUGUUUAAAGAAAAUAAAUGUAUUUUGUACUUUAUUUAUGGAGGAAUAUUUCAAGGUCUGUGAAAUACCAAUGUGAGAAAACUCAGUAAAAAAGAUAAUCUUAUAUUUUUAAUUGCCUGAAAGAGACAAAAUCAAUUUCUGAAUAAAGAAAUUAAUGUAUAUGUUC
Morone saxatilis (striped sea-bass) is the source of this 2491-nucleotide messenger RNA. RefSeq lists its product as uncharacterized. Bases 96 to 1361 code for a protein of 421 amino acids. The record is from RefSeq and is a predicted model, not a curated record. Lineage: Eukaryota; Metazoa; Chordata; Actinopteri; Moronidae. The transcript has 2 exons. Gene Ontology annotation, molecular function: metal ion binding; mRNA binding.